UUAAACAAUGGUUCAUUAAUAAGAUCCACAUGAUAUCUCGAUUAGAUAAAGAUUUUCGACCCUUUGCAUACAUGAUAAACAAUAUUGAUUUUAAAUGCAUGGACGUGUUAAAUCAAAACUUAAUGAUGAACAAGAGGCAAGAGAAAAAGAAGAGGAGUCUGAAAAAGCUAAAAUAUAUUAUGAUAGUUUUAAAGAAAUUAUUGAAAAAAAAAACGAUAUAUCUCAACAUGAUCAAGUCCUAAAAGUAAUUGCUGAACUUUUGAUUCAGAAUCCUGACAUAUAUACUCUAUGGAAUAUUAGAAGAACUAUUUUAUUAAAUAAGCAUAAUCUGCUAACUUCUGACGAAUUUAUAGAAAUUUGCAAAACAGAGAAUAAGCUCAUUGAAGCCUCCCUGGCUUCUAACCCUAAAUCUUAUUCAUGUUGGCACCAUAGAGCUUGGGUUCUAACACUUAUGCCUAAUGCUGAUUGGAAACGUGAACUAGAUCUAUCCUCCAAAUUUUUGAAUUAUGAUCAAAGAAAUUUCCAUUGUUGGGACCACAGACGUUUCGUGGCCAAUAAAUAUCAAUCACAAAUCAAUUCUAACGCAGAAGAGAAUCGCCAAAAUGAUAUAAUUCUGGAUUCCGAGCUAGAUUACACCCUAAAAAAGAUCGAGCAAAAUUUUUCCAACUAUUCAGCCUGGCAUUACAGAUCCGUGUUAUGGGAGGAAAAGGUUAAAAUGGCGCGAGAGUUGGAAAAGAAAGAUGGCGAAAAAUCGCCGCAAGACGCUUUGAUUCAGGAUAUAACCUCCAAAGAUUCACUUAUUCUGAUUAACGCGAUAUACACUGACCCCUAUGACCAGAGCGCAUGGUUCUAUCUGCAUUGGCUCAUUUUCCACCUCAAUAAACCAGAACUUGAUAAUAAGGAUUGUGAUAUGGAUAAGGAUAAAGAUAAUCAUUUCUUUUCGUCAUUCUUCCCAAACCCUAAUCCCAUGAAUCGAUUUUCAGUUGCUACAAAUUUCAUUGAUUCGAGCCGAAAUCGCGGUGAAAUAAAGUCUACUAUGGCGAAUGAGACCCGUCUAUCAAUGCCAAUCGUAAACGAAAAAUUCUCUCCUGCCGAAGAGAACUCCGAUUCAAUGAUCAGCAGUAUUAUCAACGAGAAUAUGAGCGAAAAGAAAAUGGAAGCUAUGCCUAUUAAUGUGAUUGUAUCGGAAAAUCAAACAUACAAUUUGGGGCAAGGAGAUGCCCAAAACGGGAGUAUGGAUGAUUUUAGAUUUCCUCAUAUCAAAGUGAUAUACGUUAAUAGGGCCGACCCUUCAUUGAUAUGCAUUACGCUCAGCCAUUUUGUUAAGCGAAUGAAAUAUUUAAACAAUUUUGAUGAUCAACUUGAACACGAAAUUUCUGACGAUUUACGACGCGACGGUUCUUACCGCGCGGACAAGACGUUUUACUUCAAUUUUAUUUUGAACGAGGGUAAGGUCUACGAUUCCGAAUUGUUGGAGUGCUCGCCAGUUUAUCGAAAAUGGGAUAAAAUUUGCGGGAAAGGAUCUAGUUUGAACAUUUUCCCUACCGAUUUAUGGCUAAUUCGUAAUUUAAACAAUGAUUGGACCUCAUUGGUAGACGAAGAUUACAAAUUUUCGUUUCGUUAUUUGGUACCAUCCACCCACGACGUUGUUGAUAAUUUUUACGCCUUCGAUCAACGUUGUAUUGAUUUGAUCAUGCCCUCCGAUAAAGAUCACGUGCUGUAUCUCUAUAAAUGGAGUAUCCCAAUGAUUGGAUUGGAAGAAAAAUUACUCAAAUACCAAGAUCUACUUUUUGAACAAAUGAACACGUGCAAGGAAUUGAUUCAAUUGGAACCCAAUAAUAAAUGGUCUAUGCUCACUUGGGUAUUCUUAGCUGAUCGGCUGAACGAACUGAAAUUCCGUAUCCCUAGCGCUGAUCAAAACGUGGCCGAGAAUGAAAAUGAAAUGGGUUUUAGUUUGAAUGCCAGAAACGAAAUUUUGGAGGACAUUUUAAUUUACCUCGACAAAUUAGCCGAUCACAUAGAUCCGGACAGGAAAGGGUUUUAUCAGUCUAUGAAAAGUAAAUACCUCAUCAGGGAACAGUUUUGGCAAAACAAAUUAACCCUCUCAUCCAGGGAUCAUCACCACCAAGACGAUACUAAUAAACUCUGUUUGAACAGAUUCAACCUGACUCACAUGGCUGUACCAGAAAACCCGCGAAUUUUAACGUACCAAUUUUUGGCUCUAUCUUAUAUAGACGUCUCUUUCAAUCAAAUAUCCUCUCUUGUUUGGUGCAAGGGUUUAUGUUGUUUGAAGGUGUUGAUAGUGGAUGACAAUAUAAUCACGAGUUGCGCUGGCUUAAAGGAUUGCUUAUUGUUAAAUCAUCUAUCCAUCAAAAAUAAUGAUAUCAAACAGCUGGAAGAAGGACUGGAGGAUAUUUCGACGUGCUCGUACCUCAAAAUUCUCGUUUUAAAAGGAAAUCCUAUUUGUCAUUCAGCCCACUUUCCCGAAGAACUUUAUUGCUUAUAUCCCAACACACUGGGAACCUUGAAUGAUUAUAGCGAUUAAAAUUUAUUUCCUACAAAAUAAAAUUCUUUAUAUUAUAUUUAUUCAAUCUUUAUUAUUUUUAUCGCCAUUUCUCGAAGUUAGA
This is a messenger RNA of Gordionus sp. m RMFG-2023, 2627 nucleotides long. RefSeq names its product geranylgeranyl transferase type-2 subunit alpha-like. NCBI's taxonomy places the organism in Eukaryota, Metazoa, Nematomorpha, Gordioida, Chordodea, Parachordodidae. Bases 95 to 2545 code for a protein of 816 amino acids. The record is from RefSeq and is a predicted model, not a curated record. Gene Ontology annotation, cellular component: Rab-protein geranylgeranyltransferase complex; cytoplasm. Gene Ontology annotation, biological process: protein geranylgeranylation. Gene Ontology annotation, molecular function: Rab geranylgeranyltransferase activity. The transcript is spliced from 14 exons.